Molecule: messenger RNA, 1143 nt
Organism: Notothenia coriiceps (black rockcod)
Lineage: Eukaryota; Metazoa; Chordata; Actinopteri; Perciformes; Nototheniidae
Product: inward rectifier potassium channel 16-like
Exons: 1
Coding region: 1-1143 (380 amino acids)
Biological process (GO): potassium ion import across plasma membrane; regulation of monoatomic ion transmembrane transport
Cellular component (GO): plasma membrane
Molecular function (GO): inward rectifier potassium channel activity
Source: RefSeq, a predicted model, not a curated record
AUGAGCACAGAGAGGAGUGAGCAAGUCAUCAUUGAUACCAACUUCACCACAAUCCACACACUGGGCAGGAAAAAUGAGGGCAGGCGGCUGCGCUACAUGCAGAAAGAUGGCAGGUUCCCAGUGGUUUUCCAGAAGGCCCCUGGAUACUGGACCCCAUACCUCAUGGACAUCUUCACCACCCUUGUGGAGAUCCGUUGGAGGGUGACGCUCCUGGGUUUCUCUCUGUCUUACAUUCUAUCUUGGCUUUUUUUUGGUCUCUGUUAUUGGCUCAUUGCGAAAGUACACGGUGACAUUGACGAUGUAUCUAACAGUCCCUGCGUGGAAAACGUGCGUGGCUUCACUGGAGCCUUUAUGUUCUCAAUGGAGACCCAGGCGACGAUUGGCUACGGCUUUAGGGGGAUGACUGAGAACUGUAUGGUGGCCAUUAUUUUGGUGACGGUUCAAGAUGUAUUCAGCUGCCUCCUGGACACCAUCGUCAUUGGCAUUGUUAUUGCUAAAAUGGCCUCCGCUCGUAAGAGAGCUCAGACGGUUGGUUUCAGCAGCUGUGCGGUGGUCAACCUGCGGGACAGGGUUCUGUGUCUGUCAUGGCGACUUGGGGACUUCAGGGGAAAUCACAUCCUGGAGGGUGUCGUCAAGGCCAUGUUAGUCCGCUAUAUGAAACAGCCAGGGGGAUCUGUUGUGAUGUCAUACCAGGACGUGUACAUCCAGGAUCGAGACAUUGUCCUCGCCACUCCAGCCACCAUUGUCCACAAGCUGGAGCCUGGCAGUCCCCUCUACAGCAUGGGCCCUGACGACCUGCUGGGGGAAGACUUUGAGCUUGUGGUGUCUUUCACCUACAACGGUGACUCUACGGGGAUGCUCCACCAGUCUCGAACCUCCUAUACACCAGCAGACAUCCGCUGGGGCCAGCGCUUCCAGGACAUGCUGAAACUGGGCAAGAAGCACUACAAGGUGGACUACGCUCUGUUCAAUGUGACCACGUGGGUUCCUGUGCCACUGCUCAGUGCAGAGGAGUUGGACAGGAGGGGACGUCCUGUAGAGGGCAGUCUGUCCCGCGGUCCUCUCGUUGCAUUGGGCAAGAGGAACACUUGCAGAAAGAAUACUCACAACACUGGAGAGGUGAUGCAGCAAACCUGUUUGUGA